CGUUCUGAUAAUGCUUUCACUGCGACAUUCAAAAACACAACAACAGUACAAGUGUACAACUGAGCUUGAAGGCCAAAUCCCACCCCGCUUUCUCUCUCCAAACGCUAACCCUAAAUCCACCAUGACCUGAAUCUGAGCGUUCGUUUUCCCAACUCACGCUCCACCGUUCGAUCAUCAGAACAUCCAUAGCAGUCGUCCAGCCAAAUCUCAACAAACGAUGCCUUCGCAGGCCCAUCUGGACCGUCAGAUCGAGCACCUUAUGCAGUGCAAGCCUUUAUCAGAAGCGGAGGUGAAGACCUUAUGCGAGCAAGCUCGAGCGAUUCUGGUGGAGGAAUGGAACGUGCAACCCGUCAAGUGUCCAGUCACUGUCUGCGGCGACAUUCACGGACAGUUCCACGAUCUUGUUGAACUUUUUCGAAUCGGUGGCAACGCUCCUGACACUAAUUAUCUCUUCAUGGGCGACUAUGUGGAUCGUGGAUACUACUCAGUGGAGACUGUCAGCCUUUUAGUCGCACUGAAAGUUCGGUAUAGAGAUAGAAUAACAAUUCUAAGAGGAAACCACGAGAGUCGUCAGAUAACUCAAGUGUAUGGAUUUUAUGAUGAAUGCUUGAGAAAAUAUGGAAAUGCUAAUGUCUGGAAGCAUUUCACCGACCUCUUUGAUUAUUUGCCACUUACAGCUCUAAUCGAGAGUCAGGUAUUCUGCUUGCAUGGUGGACUUUCGCCAUCUUUGGAUACAUUAGAUAAUGUCCGUGCUCUGGACCGUAUACAGGAGGUUCCUCAUGAGGGCCCAAUGUGUGAUCUCUUGUGGUCUGAUCCGGAUGACCGGUGUGGAUGGGGAAUAUCUCCUCGUGGUGCUGGAUACACGUUUGGACAGGAUAUUGCUGCACAGUUCAACCAUACUAAUGGGCUCACUCUUGUUUCUAGGGCUCACCAGCUUGUUAUGGAAGGAUACAAUUGGUGCCAGGAGAAGAAUGUGGUGACCGUGUUCAGUGCACCAAAUUACUGCUACCGGUGUGGAAAUAUGGCUGCAAUUCUUGAAAUUGGGGAGAAUAUGGAGCAGAACUUUCUUCAAUUUGACCCAGCUCCUCGUCAGAUUGAACCAGAUAAUACACGCAGGACCCCAGACUAUUUUUUGUGAUGGCUCGAACUUAUAUUCAACGGGAAAGUUUUGACAUUUCCUGUUGUGUUUCUGUAGAUUUGUCAUGCAAAUUUGAGUUGUGUUUUUUAGUUGAGGGAGAGACAAAAGAAACCAUUGUUGUUGUCAUUCUUUUGGAUGGGGUUACUCUGCUUCUGGGUUCAUGUGAGUUUAUAGGUUUGAUUUGUAGAAGGUUCUUCAUUUGUAUUCUAAAAUGGAAAGAAAAUAGAGCUGGUGUUUUGCCUUGUGAAUUUA
Molecule: messenger RNA, 1390 nt
Organism: Mangifera indica (mango)
Lineage: Eukaryota; Viridiplantae; Streptophyta; Magnoliopsida; Sapindales; Anacardiaceae
Product: serine/threonine-protein phosphatase PP2A-2 catalytic subunit-like
Exons: 6
Coding region: 218-1138 (306 amino acids)
Biological process (GO): peptidyl-serine dephosphorylation; mitotic cell cycle
Cellular component (GO): cytosol
Molecular function (GO): protein serine/threonine phosphatase activity
Source: RefSeq, a predicted model, not a curated record